Acaulospora colombiana is the source of this 3729-nucleotide messenger RNA. The record is from the annotation of a GenBank genome assembly. NCBI's taxonomy places the organism in Eukaryota, Fungi, Glomeromycota, Glomeromycetes, Diversisporales, Acaulosporaceae.
AUGACAGAUAUUCAUGUAAGAGCUGCUACUAUAAUUGAGGAUCUUGGUAGUGUAAACGGACAAGAGGGCUCUUUAUCAAGUCCUACCGUUGACAGUAGGAAACAGAUUUCUAUUAAUGGUCAAGCGACCUCCUUUAUCGUAGUGGUCGUCAUUCCGGUGCAUGGCAUGACUUGUCAGUCUUGCGUAAAGUCCGUCACACAAUCAGUCUCUUCGUUGCCCGGAAUAUCGAAUGUUGGUGUCAGUCUGGAAAAUAAGGAGGCAGUCGUUACAUAUGAUGCUAGUAGCAUAAGCAAGGCCAGGAUUAUCGAGGCUAUUGAGAAUGUCGGUUUCACUACCACAUCAUCCCCUUCAAAAGAGAAAUCCGAUGGCAAAAUCAUUUCUGAAAAUUUAACAAUCACCCUACCUGUCAAGGGAAUGACCUGUACAUCUUGCGUGAAUUCUAUUACGCGAGCUUUGCAUUCGGUACCCGGUAUAAAUAGCAUCAAUGUUAGUCUAAAAGACGAAAAUGCUAUUAUCGAUUAUGAUUCUGCUGUGAUCUCGCAAAACGGGAUUGUCGAACGCAUCGAAAAUUGUGGAUUCCAAGUGCCGAUAAAGCAACAGAAUGGUCAAUAUAGUGAAAUCGGAAAAUCAACCGUACUCCCGGUUCGGGGAAUGUCUUGUAAUUCUUGCGUAAACUCGAUAACAAAUUCACUAAAGUCAAUCCCGGGGAUCAACAGUGUGAUAGUCAAUUUGAAAGAUGAAAAUGCCUUUGUAGAGUACGACGAAAAUCUAGUCACCGAGAAAAAAAUAAUAGAGACAAUUAAAAAUUGUGGAUUUGAUGUGCCAGUCACUUCAGACUCAAAUCUGAAAUCCUCAUUAGCCUCUGAAUUUGCGGCAUUUACCAACAUCACCUUAAAGAAUUCUCCAUAUCAAGAGUAUCAUCCUCUCAAGACAAUUUCGACUCACUAUUUUGAUUCCGAAAAGAUUAAGACCAGUCAAAUACAGGUGAGCGGUAUGACCUGUGCUUCUUGUGUCAAUAACAUAGAAUCUCAUUUGAGAGUUGUUCCGGGGAUGGUGUCUGUCAAAGUGUCUUUGCUUUCUGAGAGAGCGACAGUGGAGUAUGAUCCAGACAUGCUGAGUGAAUAUCAGAUAGCUGAAAUGAUCAAUGGUAUUGGGUUUAAAGCGACCCUAAUAAAACCGAAGCGAGAGGAUACUGUGGAGCUUCAGAUAUUUGGAAUGCAGGAUCCUUCGAAAGCAGACAUGAUAGAAAGGGAAUUGGUUAAGGUUCCUGGAGUCUUGAGCGUAUCCAUAGAGUUCUCCACCUCGAUUGCAACCGUUCAAUUCGACAAGGUAUCGUUAGGUGUUCGAGAUAUUGUAGAUCGCAUAGAUAGUUUCGGAGUGAACGCAUUGAUCAAUGACAGUAGUCGAAAGAUUCAAUUGGAGUCUUUGACCCGUACCAAGGAGAUCACAGGGUGGAGGUCAGCAUUUUACAGGUCCUUGAUGUUUGCGAUUCCAGUGUUCCUUAUCUCGAUGGUGCUUCCCGGGUUCGGGUGGGGUUCUGCUUUAGUGGACGUGGAACUGCUCCCCGGAAUAUAUAGUGGAGAUCUUAUUUGCCUCACAUUGACCAUUCCGGUCCAAUUCGGUGUGGGUCGAAGAUUCUACGAAGCGUCAUUCAAAGCCCUAAAACAUGGGAGCACUACCAUGGACGUUUUAAUAGUGCUUGGUACCACCUCCGCCUUCGUGUUUUCGUGUUCCACGAUGUUAUACGCGCUGAUCAGCUUCGAGCACGAAAGACCGUCAGUAUUUUUUGAUACUUCAACGAUGUUGAUUACGUUUGUUACACUUGGUCGGUAUACAGAAAAUUUGGCAAAAGGCAAGACCUCGGUUGCCUUGUCCAAAUUAAUGUCCCUCACACCCACCACCACCAUCAUAUUAAUCAAGGACUCUAAGACGGGCGAGACUAUCGGGGAAAAAAAGAUUCCCACCGAAUUAGUUCAGGUGGGGGAUGUCGUGAAAAUUGUGCCAGGCGAUAAGAUUCCCGCGGAUGGUACAGUUGUCUCCGGUAAUUCAAGUGUGGACGAGUCGAUGGUCACCGGUGAAGCUAACGCCGUUAAUAAGAAGACAGGCGAUUUGGUCAUUGGCGGUACGGUCAAUAUCCAGGGGGCUCUUGAAAUGGAGGUUACCCGUUCCGGGAGUGACACCGCUCUAUCUCAAAUCGUUAAACUUGUCGAAGAAGCCCAGACAUCAAAAGCGCCCAUUCAACAAUUUGCAGACACCGUUGCCGGGUAUUUUGUGCCAGCGGUCAUAGUUUUGGGCGUUUUAACAUUCUUUGGUUGGAUGAUCCUCUCCAAAGUCAUGGAUCCUCUUCCGGAAAUCUUCAGGGAGAGCAACAAUUAUUUCAUGGUUUGUCUCAAGCUGUGCAUUUCCGUCAUCGUGGUUGCGUGUCCUUGCGCUCUUGGCCUUAGCACUCCAACAGCUGUGAUGGUCGGUACCGGUGUUGGCGCUCAACAUGGUAUAUUGAUCAAAGGAGGCGGUCCACUCGAAGCAGGGAAUAAAGUCACGAAAGUUGUAUUUGACAAAACUGGCACCCUGACAAAAGGACAACUGGAGGUUUCUUAUUUCGAGAUAAUGUCGAGUGAUUUAGAGUUGACCAAGGAGAUGUUCUUUUCCAUCGUCGGAGCAGCCGAAUCUCUCAGUGAGCACCCUCUUGGGAUUUCAAUAGCUAAUUACGGCAAGGCUCUUUUAGGUGUGGAUGUGUAUAGUGCUCAGGUCACCGAUUUCGAAUCUCUCACGGGGCUGGGUAUAAGGUGCACGGUGAUUCUAAAUACUUCCUCCUCCACGAUUAAUCCUCUGACAUCAUCUACAAAUGUAGCGGAAAAAGCUUUUGACAUUUUAGUGGGCAAUGCGAGAUACCUGUCUCAUCGUAAAAACAUUUCAAUUCCAAUAUCGGCUAUCGAAAAGAAAGAAGCACAAGAACGCCUUGGGCGUACCUCUGUUUUGGUGGCCAUAAAUAAUGAAUUUGCUGGAAUCAUAUUUCUUUCUGACAUCAUAAAACCCGAAUCUAAAUUGGCCGUCGGAGCACUACGUCACAUGGGCAUCUCGGUUUCAAUGGUGACUGGAGAUCAAAUGCUUACAGCACAAGCCAUAGCGGCACAAUGUGGUAUCGACGAUGUUCACGCGAGCGUUUCGCCCAAGGGUAAAACGCAGAUAGUUCAAUCACUUCAACUCGAAGGCAAUGUGGUGGCAAUGGUCGGAGAUGGAAUAAAUGACUCACCAGCAUUGGCAGCAGCCGAUGUAGGAAUUGCACUUUGUUCCGGGACAGAUAUCGCGAUAGAGGCUGCAGACAUUGUGCUUAUGCGCUCGGAUAUCACAGAUGUGAUGGCGGCGAUCGACCUGUCACGAACAAUACUUCGUAGAAUACGUUAUAACUUUUUGUGGGCUUGUAUGUACAAUAUUAUAGGCAUUCCAUUGGCAAUGGGAAUUUUUCUUCCAUGGGGGUAUCAUUUGCAUCCGAUGAUGGCAGGAGCAGCUAUGGCAUGUUCUAGUGUCAGUGUGGUUUGCUCGAGCUUGAUGCUGAAGUGGUGGUCGAAACCUAUAUUUGUGGAGGACAAUAAGGGUGGUAUAAAGAAACAAAAGGAUAAUGGCGGAUUCUUUAGUUCAAUGUGGGCAGCAGUGAAACGAGGUCCGGAAAUAUCGCAUGGCACUGGAGGUUAUAGACGAUUGGCAGCUGAGGAAGACAUAAACAACUAG